Nestor notabilis (Kea) is the source of this 243-nucleotide messenger RNA. Its product is annotated as cytochrome b-c1 complex subunit 6, mitochondrial-like. Lineage: Eukaryota; Metazoa; Chordata; Aves; Psittaciformes; Psittacidae. The record is from RefSeq and is a predicted model, not a curated record. Gene Ontology annotation, biological process: mitochondrial electron transport, ubiquinol to cytochrome c. The transcript has 2 exons. The coding region runs from base 1 to 243 and encodes 80 amino acids.
AUGGCGUUUCAGGCUGUCCCUGUCCUCACUGCAGUCCUGUCCCUGCAGGAUCCUUUAACCACAGUCCGGGAGCACUGUGAGCAGACGGAAAAAUGCGUGAAGGCCCGGGAGCGGCUGGAGCAGUGCGACGCGCGGGUGUCCUCCAGGUCCCAGACAGAAGAGCAGUGCACAGAGGAGCUUUUUGACUUCCUGCAUGCCAGGGACCACUGCGUUGCUCACAAACUCUUUAAGAACCUGAAGUGA